This is a messenger RNA of Helobdella robusta, 252 nucleotides long. RefSeq lists its product as hypothetical. The annotation marks the transcript as partial. Gene Ontology annotation, molecular function: transcription corepressor activity. The record is from RefSeq and is a predicted model, not a curated record. The transcript has a single exon. NCBI's taxonomy places the organism in Eukaryota, Metazoa, Annelida, Clitellata, Rhynchobdellida, Glossiphoniidae. Gene Ontology annotation, cellular component: nucleus; cytoplasm. Gene Ontology annotation, biological process: regulation of gene expression.
CUUUUGAAAACAGGUCUUUUGACUAAAUUUCAAGAUCACUGGUACCCUGAAGACUCAUUUAAAGGAUCAGGAUUUCGCAGCAUUAGAAUAAUCGAAGGAAAACUUGAUCCUACAUUUAAAUUGGCAAGUCAGUCAAGUGGUUUGCCGCUAGAUGAAAUAUUGGAACAACUUCCAAAAGGUUUGACUAUCUGGAUUGACCCGGAUGAAGUCUCUUACAGAAUUGGUGAAACGGGACAAGUGAUGAUUCUCUAU